UAAAAUUACUGUAUCCAUACAGCAUGGACUUCAGGCAGCUGCGCUUCGCCCGCGCCUUUGCGUUCACCAUCCUUGAGAUCAACAACAGAACCGACGUUCUGCCGGGCAUCACAUUAGGCUACUGGAUACAUGACUCGUGUUCUGACGUACAGAUGGCAAUCAAAAUUGCUUUACAAUUUGAAAACGGCUUAGACCCCGUUUUCAAUGACACAAAUUCCUGUUUAAAAUCGGCCACUGUACCUGCUACUGUAGGAGAUUCUACUUCUUCCGCGUCAAUUAGCAUAGCCAGAACGCUCGGUCCUUUUGGAAUUCCACAGGUGAGUCAUUCUGCAACCUGCGCUUGCCUGAGCGAUAAGCAUCAGUUUCCUGCCUUCCUUAGGACGGUGCCUAGUGACCACCACCAAGCCGCCGCACUGGCAAAAAUGGUUAAGUAUUACGGCUGGACAUGGAUUGGGGCAGUGCGCAGCGACACGGACUACGGAAACUACGGAAUGGCAGCGUUCCUAAAGGCUGCGCAGGAGGAGGGGAUCUGUGUGGAGUACUCCGAGGCCUACAUAAGGACACAGCCGCGCCGUAAACUAGAAAGAGUGGCAAACGUCAUCCGUAGAUCAACGGCACGGGUAAUAGUAGCGUUUGUUCACGCCGGAGACAUGAAAUUUAUCAUUGAGGAAUUAGCACAGCAACCGCUGCCUCCGAUUCAAUGGAUAGCCAGCGAAUCGUGGAUCAUACAUCCAGACUUUCUAAGGUUUAACAUAUGCACUGGAGCACUAGGAUUUGGUUUCCCCCGAUCAGUUAUCCCUGGUCUCCGUGAGUUUCUGUUAGACCUCUCUCCAAAACAAGUCUUGGAAUCGCCUCUGUUAACGGAAUUUUGGGAGAGCUCGUUCAGCUGUAGCCUAAAAGGGCGGACAGGCUCCUCAGAGUUCCUGCGGGAAUGUAACGGCAGUGAGGAUAUCCGCGCGCUACAGAACCCAUACACAGACACGUCUCAGCUGCGCAUCACUAACUUGGUGUAUAAAGCUACAUAUGCCAUAGCGCAUGCACUCCACAGUGUUAUCUGUAAUGAAACGCAGUGCGACCAGACCAUUAAAUUCGCACCGUGGCAGAUAUACAACCAUCUUAAGAGAGCGAACUUCACCACAAAGAAUGGUUAUCAGGUUAAAUUUGAUUCCAAUGGAGAGCCUGAGGCUGUCUAUGAGCUCAUAAACUUGCAGUUUAAGAAAGAUGGAACUUUAGACUUUGUCACAGUGGGCUACUAUGACUCAUCCAAACCAAGAGGACAGGAGUUCAAAAUGAGCAGUGCUAUCAGCUGGGUGGGAGGACAAACUGAGGUUCCAAAGUCUGUGUGCAGUGAGAGCUGUCCUCCAGGCACCAGAAAGGCUGUGCAAAAGGGAAGGCCUAUCUGCUGCUUUGACUGUAUACCAUGUGCAGAAGGAGAGAUCAGUAACAAGACAGACUCUUUGGAUUGUAUACGCUGCCCUGCUGAGUUCUGGCCCAACAUGAAACAAGACGGCUGCCUCCCCAAGCCUGUGGAGUUCCUGUCAUGGGACGACACUCUAGCCAUCAUUCUGACAGUGUUCUCCAUCACUGGGGCCUUCAUGGCUGUGUGUGUUAUUGUUGUCUUCUACAGACACAGGGCAUCUCCCAUCGUCCGAGCCAACAACUCAGAGCUGAGCUUCUUGCUGCUCUUCUCUCUGACUCUGUGUUUCCUCUGUUCACUUACUUUCAUUGGUCAACCCUCUGAGUGGUCCUGUAUGCUGCGCCACACAGCAUUUGGGAUCACCUUCGUCCUCUGCAUCUCUUGUGUUCUGGGGAAAACAAUAGUUGUGUUAAUGGCCUUCAAGGCUACACUUCCAGGCAGUAAUGUCAUGAAAUGGUUUGGGCCUCUACAGCAGAGACUCAUUGUCUUUUCCUUUAGUCUCAUACAGGUUCUUAUUUGUGUCCUAUGGUUAAAAAUAUCACCCCCUUUCCCCUUCAAAAAUCUAAAGCACUACAAGGAAAAGAUAAUCUUGGAAUGUGACUUAGGUUCAGUUAUAGGUUUUUGGGCUGUGCUGGGUUAUAUAGGAUGUUUGGCUUUUCUGUGUUUUAUUUUGGCUUUUCUAGCACGGAAGUUGCCCGAUAACUUUAAUGAAGCCAAAUUCAUCACAUUCAGCAUGCUCAUAUUCUGUGCGGUUUGGAUCACCUUUAUUCCAUCUUAUGUCAGCUCUCCUGGAAAAUUCACUGUAGCUGUGGAAAUAUUUGCUAUUUUGGCCUCAAGCUUUGGUUUGAUUAUUUGCAUUUUUGCUCCGAAGUGUUUCAUAAUUGUGUUUAGGCCAGAGCAGAACACCAAGAAACACAUUACAGGUAAAGUACUCUCUUAAACAGAGAUUCUUACUCAAAUAGGAAAGGCAUAAUUAAGCACUUUAGAGAAAACAUCCAGGGUUAUGAUUAGACUUCUAAUACUCAUAUUGCAUCAUCCUCACUAAUAUACAUUUAAAUUAAACUGCAUUUAUUUGUAUGGAAAGGUAUAUUAUCAGCAACAUGCAAUACACUUGAUAUCACUGGAUUUGUAGAUAUUAUUUUGAAAACCUCAAAUAUAUUGCUCUUUAGUUAUUAGUAUUCAAUCUAUAUUUCAUAUGUACUCGGGUAUUCUUUAUCUGUAAAUCGUUCUAUGACCAGUACAUGGGUAUGCUUUAAUGAACAGUCAAUAUUUAAAUUGGAUGUAUAAUAUAUGUGUACCUAAUAAUAUAUAUAUGUGUGUGUAUAUUAGUUUGAUGAGGUUUGUCUGUAAUUUUACUAUACCUGAUUUCAUCAUAUUUUUUAUGAUCACCCAUUGCUUAUUAUACAACAUAAUGAAGGUUAAAUAGUGGUUUUGAUUUCUGUGUCUAGCACUUUGUUUCACAAAAUGCUUGUUUUGGUUAUUAAGUUAAAUAUUUUAUGCGAUUUAUAUAGUUCAUAUGAUAUGAACACACAU
This is a messenger RNA of Electrophorus electricus (electric eel), 2950 nucleotides long. Its product is annotated as extracellular calcium-sensing receptor-like. The record is from RefSeq and is a predicted model, not a curated record. Gene Ontology annotation, biological process: G protein-coupled receptor signaling pathway. Gene Ontology annotation, cellular component: plasma membrane. NCBI's taxonomy places the organism in Eukaryota, Metazoa, Chordata, Actinopteri, Gymnotiformes, Gymnotidae. Gene Ontology annotation, molecular function: G protein-coupled receptor activity.